AUGGCUUCAAAAAAGACAGAAGUGGAACGGCAAAUUUCCGAGAGGCCCCGUCGUAAUAAACCCUCUGAUGAUGUCUUCCCAGAAAGAUGGGAAGAAGCUGUUCUUGAUGUCGAGAAAUGCCUCCUGCGCGUAAAAUCUAAGCCUUCGAAAAAGAAGGGCGAAGAUAAAGACGGUGCGGAGACCAAGGCGAAUGAACAUGUUAAGGAAAGGAACCGUACUCCUGCGAAAGAAAUCAAGGAACAAGAAUGGAGAGACUGGCCGGUGGAUACGAUCCUGAGCCUCGACCUUUCCGAUAAAGUGAAAAGGCGUCUCAGGAGGUCCAUACACUCCAAGGACCUGUAUGUCGCUUUCAGAUCAGGGAAUUUAACCGUCGUCAAGCUCUUUGGCAUGGCCAACGCCAACCUGGACAUGGCUAAUAAGAAUGGGUGGACGCCGAUCAUCCAUCUUUCAGGCACUAAUAGUACUGAUAUUGUAGAAUACCUCCUGGAAAGGAGAGUAUCCGUCAACAAGCCCAGCCAUGCAGGUGUCACGGCCCUCAAUAAUGCAGCUGACACCGGUCAGCUUGCGAUGGUCAAGCUUCUUUGCAAAUGGGAGGCUUCGAUUGAAGCCGCAUACAAUGGGCAAACGCCUCUGUGGUCGGCUUCUGUGAGCGGACAUCUGGACGUUGUCAAGUUUUUGUCCGAUCAAGGGGCAUCUACGGGAGUCAUCGCCGAUGAUAAUGGAUGGACGCCACUCCACGCUGCCGCCAGGAAUGGCCACCUUGAAGUGGCAAAGUUUCUUCUUGGGAAGGGGGUCCCAAUCGAUGCCCCAUCUAUCGCUGGAGAUACGGCGCUCUGCCUAGCCGCAAACGAGGGCCAUACCAAUAUUGCGGCAUUUCUUAUUUCUGAAGGAGCCCAUAUGACUGCCGCUACUGAGGAUGGAUAG
Messenger RNA from Clonostachys solani, 924 nucleotides. The record is from the annotation of a GenBank genome assembly. Lineage: Eukaryota; Fungi; Ascomycota; Sordariomycetes; Hypocreales; Bionectriaceae.